GGACUAGAUACAGAACCUCAAAAUUUAAGUUUUCAAUAGGUGAGGAAUUGGAUUAUUUCAAUCAGUGUUUCUUAAACAUAUUUUUUUAAAGUAAGUUUGUCAUUGUUUUUGUAGGAACGUUGCUUAAGUUUUACAUGUCUUUUUAAAGUUUUAUUUAUUUCUAUUACAGAGACAGUCGCCAUGGGAAGGAUAUGUGUGCAUUACAUUUUAUUUCUUACAUAUAUCAUUCUUCCUGAUGUGAGAAGUGAGGGUAAGUUAAGGUGUAUAUAACAAUGUAUUAUUUGUGUACACAUGUUUGUGUGGAGUAUAUUUUCUUUUUAAAUCAAUGGACUUAAACAAAUACAAAAAGGAAUAUAAUAAAAUGAGAACACAUGGCAUGUGUAUUUAUGUAUUGAUUUUUGUUUCAUCUCGACUGAUGUUCUCGUUACACGCAAACCGUUUUAAAUUGAUCAUCAGAAAUUCUUGAUGUGCUUCAUACGUUUAAAAAGAUGUUCACACACAUAUGUGUUUGCAAAUAGGAAACCAUCGACACAGCAUGGAUGAAAAUAUCCAAAUUUGUCCAAAAAAAAUCUUAUAGAAAACUUCAAAACAAACUUGGCAUUUCUUCUUUAACUUUGUAUUAAAACCAAUUUCAAAAUGUUCAAUCAUAUAGUUAAUAAAUUCACGUCUACAGUGAAUGAUGUUGCCAAUGCACACACAAAAAAAAUGAUCUUUUUUUUUUUUUUUUUUAACCUCCUAAUCGGCUUGUCAAAUUCGAGGCUUUCAUCAUGUAUCAAAGAAGCAUAUUGAUUAAACCAAAUUCAAAAUGUUCAAUCAUAUAGUUAAUAAAUUCACUUUUACAGUGAAUGAUUUUGCCAAUGCACACACAAAAAAAAUGAUCUUUUUUUUUUUUUAACCUCCUAAUCGGCUUGUCAAAUUCGAGGCUUUCAUCAUGUAUCAAAGAAGCAUAUUGAUCGGUCGCAUCCAUUGUGUCCUUCAGGUAGCAAUGACUAUGUUGGAAAAUGUGUACAGUUUUUUUUCCUAAACUGUUGUUCCCAAAGACCAAGUUUCAUUGGAAAUGUCCAAAUAUUAUCACAAUUUUUUAAUUAACAAUUAUUUCCCUUGUAGAGUAAUAUUUACUUCAUUUAGGUGGCUAGGGAUAUCGACCAUUAAUAAAAAGUCACAAACCAACUGUUUGUCUUCAAACUCUGUGUUUUUAUAUUUGUAUAUGUUGUUGAAAAUCAAACCCUCUUUUCGACAUUUUAGAACGGUAAGCCUUCUUACUCCUGAACAAAUUUAAAAGUCAUUAAUAAUGUGUCUAAAGAUUUUAGAAAUCAUUAAUGAAUAAUGCAAUAAACAUUUUAGCAUUAAAUAAUUACGACUUUGGAGGCCUUCAUUUUCAUCCCUUUCACAAAACCUUCGGAUUUUACCCCCAGUGUUUGAGCACCAUCCAAAGGUGUAACAAAAAGCAAUUGAAUGUCGCUAUAACUGCCUCUAACAAAUCUCGUGACUCUGUGUUGUCCUUAAGUGGAUACUACGCCGCUAAUUCUUCAGUCUUUUAAAAAUGGACAUAAGCACGCCAUAUAAAAAUUGUCAGUUUGGCUGUAUCUGACUUAUCUGUGUUUUCAUUCAAUGCUAGAGCAUAAAAUACACAUGCUGAUUAUCGACUUUAAUAAAUUAUCCUCAAUCUAUUUUCCAAUGUAAUCCACAUGCACUGUAAAAAAAUUUUCAAGAAAAAAUGCUGGUGAAUUAAAACAGGUCUAAACCUAUUAAUUAAAAACAAAUGCGAUGUAUUUCAAACUCCCGCUAGCUAUAAUUUAAAACUAUAUGAUAUGAACGCCUCAUGAUACAAUGUUCUUUAAACGAUAUGUACAAUAAAGUUAACGUUUUACCUAGUGUAUUAAGAUGACUAUUGGCCAGCCGCAUGCGGGCCACAGACGACAUGUUCCACCCCCCUGAUCUAAUAGUUUUUUUUAAAUCCUUCGAAAAAGUUUUAAUUUUUUUCUAAAAUGACUGUUAUUUCAUAUAUGCUUUUAGUUGCAUGCAACUGGACAGAUGCCAUUCCGUCUGAAGGUGCAUGUUUCCUGUACAAGGCAACACGUCUUUCCUAUGCAGAUGCCAAGGUAAAUCAGGUGUCUUUUUCUUGUUUUCUUUCUACGAAUACUUACAUAAGAGUAUUCUCAUCAGGUGUAUGGAAUGCAGGACAUGAAAAACAUAUUUGCUUGGGUAAAAGAUAUAAAAGAUAUUGGUAGCUCCCACGACGCCACAGGACGUGCCUUAUCUGGUUUAGCAGUUGUGAUUUUAAUAAAAAUAAUUCAAUUUUUUUUUUUGUUAAACAAAGCUUAUUUAGAUUACAAGAAGUUUGUUUCAACAUAGAUAGUAGAUGUGAGGCUUCUAGCCCAAAUGGGUUUGGUUGAUGUUAUAUUUAUUUGUUUUUCUUUUAAUCUUCUUUUUUUUCGUUAAUCUAUUUUUGUUUGUCGAUUCCGCUAUCAAAUGCAUGACAGUAAGAAAGAAAUGAGAAACUAUACACACAUAUAUCAACUAAAUGCUAAAGAGAAAAAACACUGCGUCAUUAAAGGUCAUUUGAAUAAAAUACAGAAUAAUAAAUUCAGUAUAAAAUAUGUCUACUUCAGGUUUCAUGUCUAUCACUUGGUGGAGUUCUGGCAAAGGUGACGACCAAGACGCAAAUGCUUGAGAUAACCAAAAAUCUAAAUUAUGGUAAGUCAUACUUUAUAAGCAGUUGAAUUAUUAUUCUGUCAACGUUUACCCGAAAAUUUAUGUUGCUGUCUUUAACACAGUUGAUGCACAGUCUGUGUUGACAUCCUCUGGGCAAUUAAGCUGGAGUCCUUCCUAUUUUAAGCUUGCAUCGCUGGUUAAUUGACAUCAUUAGAACUGGCUGGACGAUCUGAUUCAUUCCUCUUGUAAGAUACGGUGCCUGAUUCAAACUGCACAAUAUAGUUAUAAAGUGGUAUUUUAUCGUCUUUAAAAAAAAUAUUUUUGAUAGUUAUUUAUCCGAUCUUCAGCGUUAUAUCCCAAACUCACUGGUUAGGUUUGAAAUGAAAAGACUAUUUAUUAAUAUUUUAUUAAAAUUUUUAAUUCUUUCAUAUUGUCUUAAUGCGCGAGGUUGAAAAAAAGAGGUGUCGGGCUAUUCUGUAGCUGUGAACAUUAGAAAUCUGCACUUGUUUCUGUCAUCAUUUCAUUCCAUGUUUUUUUAGCAAUAGUAUAUAUACCACCUAGAAUUCAUAUCUCCCAGCCUUGACGGGAACUGAAAUUUUUCACUGAAAGUUAUGUCCAGUUUAUUUCGAGACGCCGUUUUUACACAUCACAAAAAACAAACGAUGCUAAUAAAUAUUUGCUAGGAAAAGUCAUAAGAAUUGACUGUUAUUGUAAAUGAAGUAAAUUUUCCAGUUAUAUUUACUUAAUCCGUUUGCCGUCUAACUUAUAUAAAGUUAUAAGCAAAGUUUGGUAUAAUUUUAUUUAUUUUACUUUAAAAUAAUUACUGUCAAGAAUGGUUAAAACAUUUAAAGCGUUUCGUAAACUUAAUUUUUCAGACCACUUUUUCUUUAAUUGAGGGAUUAACUAAAUUUGUAAUCUUAAACAAACUAAUCAUCAUUUUAGGUUGAUUUUCUCUCCCUUCACCUUUUGUUUUUUCACACGAUUUAAACGCAUUUUGAACAUAACCAAUAAAUGACUUGUUACUUUUUUAAAGUGUUCUUAUAUGUAUAUAAUUUUAUUGAUUCAACAAAAAUUUUGAUGUGAUUAAUGAAGAAAAGACUGAGAUUUUCCUUCAUAUUUAUAUAUAUCAAUUUAUUUAAGUAUUUUCUUUAAAAGUGUUCAAGCAUGCACUAGAUGUUUCGUAAAAAAACUUCGAAUAAGCAAUGUCAUGAAAGGAAAUAAUAACAUAUAAAUGUGUCGUUUUCAGUAUUCAUUCCCUUAUUAAUUUAAAAUCAACUCUACAAAAAAUGUCUCCUACAUUUAAAAUGAUAAUUGUCUCUUGAUACUUUAUUGAUUUCUAUUACACUGGAGACAUUUUUUUUUUCUUCUAAAUAUUUACACAUUAUUUUGUUUAAUUAUCUUUUUUAAAAAAAUAAUAAACAGUUGUGCCUUGAAGAAAUCUGUGUUUUUAUUUUAAUUAUUAAUAUACUCGAAUAAGUUACCCGAUUAUUAUCAGGAUAAUAAUGGUAGGUCCUUUGUGAUAAUUUGUACUUGCUUUUGCAAAAACUCCUCACAAUUCCUAAAUAUUAAAAAGAAGUGUUUAUAUAAGGAUAUUUACGUUUCUACCAUCAUUACGUUUUGAGAAGUAUUUGUCUGCUAUUUAUUACAUGCAUGUUCUAAUUCCUCCUAUGCCACUAAACAACUUUUUACAUUCUAACAUCAUCUUAAAUUACCAAAUCUAAAGUAUAACUAAUUAUAUCACUUUUUUUCACUAAGUGAGUUAAUUAAGGGACGAUUUCUACGUCAGAGAAAUGCUUUAGAUUUACCCCUGAAUUACAGUUUUAAUUUUAUCUAAAAAUUCUUAAUUUUGACAAUUUUAAAUUUAAAGCUAAACUCUAUUAUAUAUCAUAUAAAAAUAUUUGAAAGGAAUUUGAUAUUAAUAUCUUCAUCAAAAAUGUAAACACUAUUUUACCUUGUUUUUUUUAAAUCAAAAAUUAUCGAAAAAUCGUAAUACAAAAAAUUAUUUUAUCUAAAGAAGAAUCUCUCAACCAUUUUUCAAGUCUAUAACAGAAUUGUGUGCCUUUAAAAAAAAAAUGUUAAUCUCAUAAAAAUACACGCCCACUUUAUUUUUCGCAAAUAAAAAACCUAAAUAUAUUUUUUUUAAAAAAGGAAAAUAUGAACUCUAUUCCAUUUUUCAAAAUUAAAUUUUCAAGUGUGUUUUAUAUUCAUGGGCAUACUUAUAUAAGGGUAUGUACCCACGUUUUGUUAACGCCAUUGAUUUUUUAUUUGUAAAUAGAGAAUGUAACAUCUCUUUUUUCUCAAAUAUAAUACCCUAGAAUUAAAUAUAUUGUUAUCCACGUACAAAUGUACACAUUCUAUUUCCUACAUCCGAUAAGUAUGUUUCCCAGAAGGUUAAUUAUUUAUCAACUUAAUGCCUUUAUUUUAAGACAUAUCUUGUGCUGCUUGGGGCAAAAUGACCACCCUCCCCCAACUUUCCCAGAUGAAAAUAAAAUUAAUAAAAUCUUCUACUGGAUUGUAUUCCCUUCUAUACCCAAAAUAACAUAUUGUGCACUUCCUACUGUUUGUAUCCGUCCAUGCUUCAAUUUGUUUUAUUAGGACAACGGACAAGAACUAAAUGGAUAUUCAUUCUCCUUUCCACGUAGCCUCAAUUUAAUAUUUUAUUGUGAAUAAAAAAGCAUAUCCUCACGUCUAAUUAAAUAAUAAAUGUCAGCUAUUUUUUUUUUCUACCCCUAUACGUUUUUUGUAUUGCCUAAUACAGCUUAAUUUUUAAAUAUGUAAAAAAAAAAAAAAUUAAUAAAAAAAAAAAAAAAAAAAAAAAAAAAAAAAAAAAAAAAAAAAAAAAAAAAAAAAAAAAAAAAAAAAAAAAAAAAAAAAAAAGCCAAUGCGAUUUAGGUGACAAGUCUUUGGUAGAAGUUGAAAAUAAAUACAGCAGUGAUGAGAUAAGAUUGUCUGCACUUAACUACCAGAACACUAUAUUGAAUUUGGAAAUGUAUUUUGACCAUCGUGCAAGUGAAAUAACGGUAAGAAAACGGUGGAGUGGGAUACUGAGUAUAUAACUGUUAUAUUUGAUGUUGAUGUUAAAGUAAACGAAAUAGAAAGCGAUAUCAAAAGCAUCCACAAAAUAUUGACAGUUUUAGACGAAACAAAUGUAAUAGAAAACUGAAAACUGAACUAAUUUGAAUACAUGGUACAAUUAUGUACUUUUAGAUAUAUAGUAAUUUAUAAUAUACAUAAAUUUGAUUCAUACCACAUAUAUAUAUAUUUAAAUUGCACUUUUAAAAAUUAUAUAAAACAUAACUAGUAUAUAAUUAAUUUGUUAAUAUGAAAAUGCACUCUGUGGAUAGACAAUUUGACAUUUGCCAGUCAACGUUUUUUUCCUCUAAUUACUUUAGCUUGAGAAAAAAUUGUAAUAAAAUAGGCGAUGAAAUAAUUUGAUUGGUCCCAAAGAUUUGGAGCUGGUAUUCACUUUUUUUUCUCUGAACCCCUAUUAAAUGUAAAUAAUAAAUCUUUCAGUUGCUACUAACUUUCUUUUAGUUAAACUCAUUAAUGUUCAUAUACGAGAAUGUAAUAAAUAUAUUAUAUUUUAACUGCAGGGAGGUAAGCGAGAAAUUGUAAUUGAGAAAAGUGUAUUUGAUUAUCUCACCUAUACUUUAAGGCAAUCAAUAUAAAUUAUUCAAAAUAAAAUGUAAACUAACAAAUUGACGACUAACAUAAUGAAUAUUUAUAUAUUAUGUACCAAAGAAAUAUAAAAAAUUAAUUAAAUAUGUUAUACAAGUCGUUCGUUUCAUUUCAAGAUACUUUUUUUUUUGUAGUUUGCCUAAGGCAUUGGAAAAAAAAACAAAAAAAACAUAAAGAGUUAAGUUAAAUUAUAAUAGGAUAGUGUGCUUUUAUCGUCUCUUUCUUGAACAGUAAAACGGAUUUUGUUUCUUCAUAACUGUUAACUACAUUUGCUGGAUAAGUGCUUACCAGCUUUUAUAAUCAUAUACCUAAUAUAUUAAUACAAUAAAUAUCACAUCUCCCAUAAUUUAGGUGUAGUUUUGUAUGCCUAUAUUGUCAUCUUUUUAAAAGAAAAGAAAAAUUCGGUUUAUUUCAAAUUGUUUUAAAAAUCAAUUCUAUCUACUGAAAGAAAAUUUAUUAAAAUGAUUUUAACAAUUGUAAAUUGUCUAUCAUUUGUGGUUGCGGCAACUGGUCUUAGUAAUAUUAUAACACUUUUAGGUAAGUAAAUUGAACACAUACAAAUCAAUUUUUUUCUACAAUAAUCUAAAUAUCUUUAAUAAUAGAACUUAAGCACAAAAUUAUUCCUUUUAUUCUCUUAAUAUAUGUUGAAGUCCAAAUACAACUUAGUAAGUAUCGUUAGCAUACAAAUAUUUAAUUUUAAUUUUAUACAAAUUAAUGAUAAACAUUUCAAAAAUUUUUGUAUUGACGUCUCAAUAGUAAUAGAAAAAAAAAAGAAAUAGAAGACUUACUUAAAACGUAUCUUCCUUUAAGGGGUAGUAAAAGAUUAUUUGCAAAAAUAUACAUUUUAUAAAACAAUUAUUUCCAACAUUAGUAAGAAGAGUAAAUGACCUCCUCUAAAUUUUUAACUAUUUUUUGGGUUCUGGUUCUGGUUCUGGUAGUGUUUGUUGCUGCAUCCACAUUCUGGCAUCUGUGCAACGGUUUGGGGAAUGAUGUUGCUAGUCUAACAGCUCCUAGCUGAUGCCAGGGCAACCUGAAGCUUUCGACCGAAUUCGAGUUCAUAGUGGCAUUGUCCAGGUGGUUCCAUGCUAUUACUGUGCGUGAGAAGAAAGAUUGUUGAUACUGCGCUGUGUUGCACUGAGGAACUUUGAAGCAUUUGCUAUUGUUUCUGGUCUAAUUGUUUAUGGCAAUGUCAGUGGUGAAGUCAGUGUUCAGUGAGCAUUUUGCUCUGAUCAGUCUACCCGGCUCCUGCGGGGUGAGGUACGUGCCUGCUGGGAUGGCCGGCACCAGUCCCAUGAUCACUUUAUAUUGUUAAAUUUUGAAUAUAUUAUUAAAUAGCUUCAGUGUAAGUUCAUCGAAAUUCUUAUUUAUUGUAGAUUCAGCCUAAGUCUGACUGGAUGUUAGUCGCAAUGAAAUUGGCAUUUUUGUCUCUUGAAAUUAAAUAAAGUUUUAAUUACCGAAGUUUACAAUACUAACGAUCUAAUUAUAUUACAAGUUAGUCCUGUAUCUGAUUUAUAAAAUGUAUAACAAUAAACAGAAAAGAAAUAGAGGAGAGCUGUUCUGUACUUUGUUUAACAAACAUCACGCUUUCCUCUAUUUUUUUUUCUGAUCAAUAUAUCUUGGCUGCGUUUAUGUGUUUAAAUAACAAAAUCACACCAUAUUUACUAAACAAAAAUGGAUACUUAUUCGGAUUUAUUGAAAUGUAUACAUCAUACAUAUUUUUGCAUGCAAGGUUACAUGAAAAAUUACAACAUAAGAUUACAUUUUCAGGCAAAGCAAAUAAUUUUACCUGUGCCAAAAUAUACAUUACAAAGGAUUAGAUAUUACAUGCUCUACACAAAGGAUCUAUCCUGAUGGGAAAUGCAACUUUCUUGUCUAUUUCACUAAAGUAAGAUUUGCUUCCCCUUCAUUUACACUUAUCACAAUGAUUCUAUGUAUGCUUUCAUCUUGAUCUUUUUUUUUUAAUCACAACACUGCUACUAUACAUUUACAAGGUACACUUUUUUUUUAAACAGUCCUUAGUAAAUUACACACACGCCACACCAGAAUUCCAUAAGAAACUUCCUUGCGGCCCACCGUAUUUCACAACAAACUGUUCUAUAGCCAUAACCUCCGCAAGUCUAAAAUUCGGAAGGUAUGCUGUUAUGUUAACAUCUUUCCAAAUAUUCACAAUGCAUACAAAGAUAUGCAGUGUGGAAAUAAUUUCAUGCAUGCUCUUUUAUUAGGCAAUCACAGCUCAAGUGACUUUCCAAUUUAUCUUCGCUUCUUCUUAGAAACCUCAAAAGUAAAAUUGUAUGUUACCCUUUUUGAAAAGAUAAACGCAAAUAUCUAUAAUUCCAAUAUGCUUUUUAAUAUUUAAUCAAAUUAAAUAAACAUGUAUCUAUAAGUUAAGUCAUUAAAUAUUAUUUAAACAUUUUAGAGUCUAGAGUUUUACAAUCUAGUAUUUUUUAAAUGGUUAUUAUCAUGUUUGUAGGAACUUUUCUUAAGUGCAUAUGUCUUUAUAAGAUUUAAUUAUUUCUAGUACAGAGACAGUCGCCAUGGUAAAGACACGUGUGCAUUACAUUUUAUUACUUACAUGUAUAAUUCUUCCUGAUGUGAGAAGUGAGGGUAACUUAAGGUGUAUAUAACAAUGUAUUAUUUGUAUACACCAUUUGAGUGGAGUACAUUUUUAAAAAAAAAUCAAUGGACGUAAACAAAUACGAAAAGGAAUAUAAUAAAAUAAGAAUACAUGGCAUGUGUAUUUAUGUAUUGAGCUUUGUUUGAUCUCUAAUGAUGUUGUCGCUACAUGCAAACCAUUAUCAAAAUGAACAUUAAAUAUUCGUGAUGUGCUUCAUUAGUUGUAAAAGAUGUUCACACACAUAUGUGUUUGCAAAUAGCUAUACCAUGGGUAGAUAAUUUUUUUUUUAAAUAUCCAAAUUAGUCAAAAUAUGUCUUAUAGCAAUGUUCAAACCAGCUUGGUGGAAUUUGGUGUUUAAAUUUGUACUAGAGCACAUUUCAAAAUUUGUAUUCUAAUUGCCGUUCACAGCUAAUUACGUUGCUAAAGCACACACACAAAAUAUGCUCUUGUUUUCAAACCCGUUAUUGUUUUUCCAAUUUGAUGUUUCAAUCAUUUAUAAAAGUAACGUUAGAUCAUUCGCAUCCUGUGUAACCCCUGAUUGCAACGACAUGUAGGAAAAUUUGUAAAGUUUUUGUCCAACAGAAGAUGUAAUUAUUCUAUGUUCCCAAAGACCAAUUUUCAUUUGAAAUUGGGAAAUAUAAUCAGACAUUUUAUUAAUUAAAUUAUCUUACACUUGUUGACGAGUGUUUACGUCAUUUAGGUUGCUAUUUAUAUCGACAACAAAUUCAAAGUCACAAACUUAGUCUUUGUCUUUAAUCUCUGCGUUUGUAUGGUUGUAUUUCUUGGUGCAAAUCAAACUCUCUUUUCAACAUUUUAGAAGGGGUCAGCCGUCUUAUUUUUGAAUAAAUUUUAACGACAUUAAAAGUUUAGAAAUUCUUGGAAUUGAAUUUUAUUUUACCCACUUGACUUAAUGAAGAUACUUAUUUUUUUAACGAACAUUUGUCGGACUUCGAUCAUAAAUUCUCCUGAUGAAUAAUACAAUAAAAAUAUAGCAUAGAAGUAUUACCACCUUAGGAGACCUUAUUUUCCAUCAAUUUUCCAAACAUUCGUGUUCCACAACCACUGCUGGAGCACCAUCCAAUGUUAACCCCAUAAAUUUUAAAAUUUUGACAAAAAGCAAUUCAAUGUAAAUGUAACAGCCUCUAAAAAACGUCAUGACCUAGUAGUGUCCUUAAGGGGAUAUAUUGCCGCUAAUUCUUAUGUCUUUUUAAUAGGGAUUUCAACACCCCAGAUACAAAAUUUCAGUUUAACUGUAUCUGCCUGUAUCGGUGCUUUCAUCCGAAGCUAGAGCAUAAAAUAUAAAUGUGGAUGAUCGACCUUAAUAAAUAAUCUUCAAUCUAGUUUCCAAUGUCGUUCACAUACACUGUGUAUACAUUUUAGAAAAAAAAGCGUUAAUUAAAAUAUGUCAAAAUCUAUGAAUUUUAAAAAAAAAAUUCGAUAUACUUCAAGUUCCUCUUAGCUAUAAUUUAAAACUGUAUGAUACGAACACCUCAUGAUGCGAUGUUCUUUAAAAGAUGUGUACAACACAGUUAACAUUUCUGUUCAUUUGACCUAGCUCAGCGUGUAUUAACAUGACUAACGGCCAGCCGCAUGCGGCCCGCGAGCCUCAAGUUCCACCUCUGAUCCAAUAAUUUUUUUUUUUAAAUCUUUCAAAAUCUUUUAAAAUUCUACUACAAUAACAGUAAUUUCAAAUAUGCCUUUUAGGUGCGUGCAAAUGGACAGAUUCCAUUCCGUCUGAGGGCGCAUGUUUCCUGUACAAUGCAACAGAACUUUCCUAUGCAGAAGCCAAUGUAAGUUUGCUGGUUUUUUUCUUGUUUUAUUUCUAUUACUACUACUUGCAUAAAUGUAUUCUUUUCAGAUGUAGUGACUGCAGUACAUAAAAAAAAAAUAUAUUUGCUUGGGUAAAAUAUAUAAAAGAUAGGGAUAGCUCCCGGACGCCAAAUGACGUGCUUUUUCUAGUUUAGCAGUUGUGAUUUAAAUACACAUGUUUCAAUUUUUUUGUAAACACAGAUUAUUUAAGUUACCAGAAGGUUCAUAAACACAGCUGUGUUUAUUUCUUUGUGUUUUAAUAUUCUUUUUUGUUAACUUUUUUUUUCUUCGAUUUUGCCAUCUAUUGGAUACAAAUAAGAUAGACAUGAAAAAAUAAUGACAAAAAUCAAAUCAACUAAACACUAUUGAGUAAAAACUCUGCAUCCUAAUAUGUCAUUUGAUUAAAAUACGGAAUUAUAAUUUCUAUAUAAAAUAUGAUUGCUUCAGAGUUCAUGUCAAUCAAUUGGUGGGGUUCUGGCAAAGUUGAAGACCAUGACGCAGCUACUUGAGGCAAUACAAAAUGUACCAUAUAGUAAGUCAUAGAAUAAGGAGAUGAAUUAUUUUCCUGUUAACGUUUAUCCGGGAGGCGUCACGAUGAGUUACAGUCCGUGAUCCCCCGCUAAGUUCCUGCUAAAAUGUAUGGUGUUGUCUUUUACACAGUUGAGGCACAGUCUGUGCGGUAAUCCUCUAGUCCUUAAACUGGGGUCCUUGCUACUUUAAGCUUGUAGUGUUGGUUCAUUGACAUCAUAAUGACUGACUUGCCGCUCUAAUUUAUUUCCUCCUAUGAGAUGUAGUGCAAUAUUCAUACCGCACCAAAUGAUUAAAAUGUGGUAUCUGCUCGGCUAUAAUAAAUCAUUUCAAACAGUUGUAUACUUUAUGCCCAGCCUUAUAUUCAUCGCUCAAUGGUUAGGCUUCGAAUGAAAACAUUCUUUAUUUAAUUUUUUUAAAAUUAUUAUUUUAUAUUUUAUUUUUUCGCGGGGUAGGAAAAAGGGGGUGGGCUAUUUUGUAGCUGUGUACAAUAGCAAUCAGCGCUUGUUUCUGUCAUCAUCUCCUUCCAUUUUACCGUCUACAGCAUCUAUAACUCCUUGAAUUUUUAUUUCCAAGCGUUGACUGGGCAUGUUUUCACUGAAAUUUAUGUCCAGUUUGUUUCGACAAGCCGGUUUUAAACAUCAUAAUUAACAUAAAUGCUGAUAAAUGUUUGCUAGGAAAAGUCAUACAACUUGGCUAUUAUUGUAAAUGAAGUAAAUAUUCCAGUUAUUUUUAUGUAAUCCUUUAGCCGUCUUACCUUAUAUCCUUUCUUUGACAUUUUAAUGUAUCUUAUUUAACGGUUCUCUAAUCUACUCCUCUAAGUUUCAAAUGUAACAAAGUGUUUUGACAACUUCCUAUCAAAUGUAAAAUACCCUAAUAAAGUUUGAGGUUUUACCGUUUGAAAAUCUAUGAAUCACUAUAUAUUAAUUAGUCAUUUCUCUCUAUAUGAGUUGGUCAUUCUUUCUUAUUUUAUUUGGUAAUUUCUCUUUAUACUAGUAGACUUUUCUCUCUUUGCUGGUCACAUGGUCACCCUGACCCGACAGCAAAAGCCAGAGUUUCCCAAAAUUGUAAAAGAGAUUGGUUAUAAAAAUGUGUAGCAUUCUGUCUUGAUCUGUUUAUAAUUGCUUUCACUUAUCAAUUUUUUUUUCGUGUUCAUACGUCUUGAUCAAAAUGAAUGAAACGCAAUUUUUUUUUUUUAUAAUUUAAUUGCAAAUUUUAAUCCAGAAAUAAAAAUGAAUCAAACACAAGCAAUAUGUAGCUUGAUAUAAGUAAAAUAAUAUAGUACGACCUUUCUUCACAACUGUUUCUCAUCAACAUGCUUAGCUAAUUGCAUGUGUACCAAAUAAAUAUUACGAACACGACGUCAAGGCUACAACAAUAACAUGAAAUAUAAGACUUACGCCCAAAGGCGGUAGAAGCGUACACACCGUGCACAAUAAAACACAAUAUUUGUAUCGCAACAAUUUCUAAUGCAUACCGAUAAGCGACGCCCUUAAAAGUCCAGCGACCCCCAACCCCAUAUUUUCUCUGCUACUGGUUGUACAGUGGAGAGAAAGAGGUUUAGCUGUAUUAGACAAGAUAUCGCACCAAUAAAAAUGUAUGUCUAUUGACUCCAAACAAUCUACCAAGUACAGUAGGGUGACCAAUCAUCCCGUAAAAACGGAAUUGUCCCUUAAGCUAGUUAAGUUUAUUAUAAGGGGGGUGGGGUGGUUGAUUUUGUUUUUGUGAGUUGUUCAUGGUGAUGUCAGAGCGUGAAGUUGUUCGUGUUGUUGAGCUUUAGGUUAUGCUGAGUGUUUUGCCAGGAUAUAAAGGGAAAUGUUUUAGUUAAUCGAUAGUUAGGAGGUGAGAGAAGCGAGAACAUCGAGAGUUGUAUUAGUCGAAAGUCCAGAGGAGAUCGUCUCUUGUUUCCCAAAGAUAGGAUUUUUUUUUCUGGGGCAAUGAAUUUUGUAGCAAUUGUGUUUUUAUAAGAAUUGGAUGUUUUAAUUCAGUGUUUGAGUUAUUUGACCAAAAGAGAGAGUAGAAUUAAUCCAAAAAGUCUGACAUAAGUUUAGAGAUAAAGUAUUCCCAAUCGGAGGUAGUACAUAAACGAAAGAUAGCCGUAAAAUUUGAAUGAUUAAUUGACAAUUAAAGAAUUCUUGUAUGUAUUGACACUGCAGCAACUUACAUAUGGAUCGGUGCAAAUGAUAUUAGUGUAGAGGGAACAUGGAUGUGGGAAGACGGCGGUGUUGCUACUGAGUUGAACGAGCUUUGGUAUAAUGAUGAGCCAGACAACGGAACGGACCAUGACUGUGCGGACAUCUAUAAAUACUUUACUCUAUCGGGACUUUAUGAUGACGUGUGUAGCAAGCGAUGUCCUUUUCUGUGCAUGGAGAAAGGUACUUCAUUUAUUAAAAUAUAACAUUGGAUUUUUCUUUAACAUUACUUUAAAAAAGCAAUAAAUCAGUACAAAAACACCACAUGGGGAUAAAAAUGUUCAAUAUUAUAACAACCUAACUUAGUUGAUGGAUAAAUUUACUUGAACAAAUCUAAAAAAAAUAUAUUUUUUCAAAGUUUAGAACAACAUAAAGUAUUUCUGGUCAAAUAAAAGUUCUUUUUUUCAAUCAGAAUGCCGGUUUUUGCCCAAUGUUGUAUGAGUCUAUUGCUCAUUUCAAACGACAAAAUGUGCGUCGAAUUUUGGUCAUUUUUUUUUUUUUGGACGCAUUAAGCUGUACCAAAAUAUGUUGGGUCCAAAAAUAAUUUUGACGAAAAUUUGACGAAAAUUUAAUUGUGUGAUAAGAGCAACAAUAUUGUAUUACACAAACUCGAGUUACAUAUUUAACAAAAAUUCAGUCGUGUGCGUUUAAAUGAGAUGAUCUAGCACUAUUUCAGACAAGAUAUCUGACACGUUUCACCAGGGACCGAUUCAAAAGAAACUUAACAUUUAUUUCCACAUACUUGACAGAUGAGAUCACAACUCUAUGUCCGGAGGCUUCAACAUUCAAAACAAACUCCCCUCCUACAACUGAACUUACAACAAACGAACUUGCUGCAACCGAGCCUACAGCAAAGGCGAUCUUAACCUCUAC
Messenger RNA from Lymnaea stagnalis (great pond snail), 14349 nucleotides. The record is from the annotation of a GenBank genome assembly. Lineage: Eukaryota; Metazoa; Mollusca; Gastropoda; Lymnaeidae.